UGCUAACUUAAGAGCCCUAACUCAUCAGCCAAAGUCGUCCUUCAAGACUUUUCUCUCGUACAAACAAACAGAACACAAUCACUCUGCCACUCUCCCUUCUCUUCCUUCUCAACUACUUAACAGCACUACUACAUCUUUGGACUUUUACGGUUAAUACUACUUAGCAAUGAGCUCCGAGGGUGUUAAAGAUGACUGUCUUGCGUGGGCAGCGAGAGACCCCUCUGGAGUCUUAUCUCCUUACAAGUUUAGUCGCAGGGCUCUUGGAAAAGAUGAUGUUUCGCUAAAAAUAACGCACUGUGGAGUUUGCUAUGCUGAUGUUAUCUGGAGUAAGAACAAGCAUGGAGAUUCGCGCUAUCCAUUGGUGCCUGGACAUGAGAUUGCUGGAAUUGUAAAGGAAGUUGGUUCCAGUGUCAGCAACUUCAAGGUUGGUGACCAUGUUGGAGUAGGCACUUAUGUUAAUUCUUGCAGAGAAUGUGAGCAUUGCAAUGACAAGGAAGAAGUUAGUUGUGAAAAAGGAUCGGUUUUCACUUUUAAUGGCAUUGAUGCUGAUGGCUCGAUUACAAAGGGUGGAUAUUCUAGCUACAUCGUUGUCCAUGAAAGGUACUGCUUUCGGAUACCUGAUGGUUAUCCUUUGGCCUCUGCAGCACCUCUGCUUUGUGCUGGAAUCACUGUGUACAACCCCAUGAUGCGACAUAAGAUGAACCAACCAGGUAAAUCUCUUGGAGUGAUUGGGCUCGGUGGUCUGGGUCACAUGGCAGUGAAGUUUGGCAAGGCUUUUGGAUUGAAAGUAACUGUUUUAAGCACAAGCGUAUCUAAAAAGGAGGAAGCCCUGAGUGUGCUCGGCGCAGACAAUUUCGUGAUUACAUCCGAUCAAGCGCAGAUGAAGGCCUUGUACAAAUCACUAGACUUCAUAAUCGACACAGCAUCCGGCGAUCACCCAUUUGAUCCAUACUUGUCUCUUUUGAAGACUGCUGGUGUUUUUGUUCUUGUUGGGUUCCCAAGUGAAGUCAAAUUCAGUCCUGCGAGCCUCAAUAUCGGUAUGAAAACUGUAGCUGGUAGCAUAACAGGUGGUACAAGAGUGAUCCAAGAGAUGUUGGACUUCUGUGCUGCUAAUAAAAUUUACCCCGGGAUCGAAGUAAUUCCAAUUCAGUAUAUAAAUGAAGCUCUUGAGAGGAUGGUAAAGAACGACGUGAAGUACCGGUUUGUGAUUGAUAUUGAGAACUCCUUGAAGUGAUAGCAUGGAGGCAACCAGGGAAAUCUCCUCAUUUCAUGCAUACAGUCAUAAUAUGCAUGUUGGAUGCCAGGGGGUUUUCUUCUAUGAAAUAUAUUUGGGUUUGAUCCUAUCCUUGGUGUUGUUGAAAUAAUGAUCCAGAAUUUCGCGAAUGAAUCAUUUAUAUCCAGAAAUAACAAUAUUUUUGAUAUAUAGUUUGAUCAAAUGUAGCACUCUAUCCAAUAAAAGAAAGAGCAGUUUAUGUAA
Messenger RNA from Populus trichocarpa (black cottonwood), 1477 nucleotides. RefSeq names its product probable cinnamyl alcohol dehydrogenase 1. The transcript is spliced from 7 exons. Lineage: Eukaryota; Viridiplantae; Streptophyta; Magnoliopsida; Malpighiales; Salicaceae. The coding region runs from base 167 to 1234 and encodes 355 amino acids. Gene Ontology annotation, molecular function: oxidoreductase activity, acting on the CH-OH group of donors, NAD or NADP as acceptor; zinc ion binding. The record is from RefSeq and is a predicted model, not a curated record.